Messenger RNA from Penicillium expansum, 1005 nucleotides. RefSeq names its product isocitrate lyase/PEP mutase family protein. The transcript is spliced from 3 exons. The record is from RefSeq and is a predicted model, not a curated record. The coding region runs from base 1 to 1005 and encodes 334 amino acids. Gene Ontology annotation, molecular function: catalytic activity. Lineage: Eukaryota; Fungi; Ascomycota; Eurotiomycetes; Eurotiales; Aspergillaceae.
AUGUCUUCCAGCUCAGUCCCCUACCCCUUCCAGUUCGAUUCUCUCGCGGAGACAACAACCGGGUCCACAGGUGGAAAGACGGCAGACUUGACCCUAACAUUGAAAAAUGUCCGAGGAAAGAUCCCCUCCCUUGAAGCUUCCCGCCUGAGAACAAUGAUGCUGGAGGCCCACAAUGACCCAACCAAGAUCCUAGCACACGCUUGCAGCUACGACGGUCUCUCCUCCCGUCUCGUCGAAGAAGCAGGCUUUCCUAUGGUUUUCCUCGCGGGUUAUGCCGUCGCGAGCUCCUAUGGUCUCCCUGAUACAGGAUACAUCGCCAUGGCCGAGGUGUGCGAUAAGAUCCGCGAUGUCGUCCGCCAGGUUUCGGUGCCCGUUAUGGCGGAUGGUGAUACGGGCUACAGGAGCCCGAUAAACGUCAAGAGAACCGUUGAGAGCUUUGCUAGUGCCGGUGCAGCUGGUGUUAUGAUCGAGGACCAGCAAUGGCCCAAACGCUGUGGUCAUACAAAGGGAAAGAGUGUCGUCUCUCGCGGCGAAGCAUUCGCUCGGAUUCAAGCUGCCUGCGAUGCCCGUAAUGAAGGAAAGGAUAUCUUUGUCCUUGCCCGUACUGACGCCUUGAUCCAUGGUUGGGAAGAGGCGAUGGCGCGUGCACAAGAGUUCAAGCGUAUUGGUGUUGAUGCUAUUUUUGUCGAGGCGCUGCCAGAUGCAGAGGCGAUGAAGCGAUGUGCGGAGGAAAUCGAUAUUCCUGUUUUCGGUAAUAUCAUUGAAGGUGGAAAGACGGAGAACAUGUCGGCUAAGGACCUUGCUGCGCUUGGGUAUAGUGCUGUUGCGUAUCCUUGGACGUUGGUUGCGGCGCAUCUUAGGAGUUUGCGGUCUGCUUUGGAAGGUCUUAAGCAGAGUAUGCUGGUUGGAGCUCCGCCGAUGAUUUUGACUUAUGAUCAGGUUUGCGAGGGUGUUGGAUUCAACAAGUAUUGGGACCGGGAGGAGAAGUACAAGUUUGACGCUUGA